GGGCUACCUGCCGGCGCGCUUCCCGCUGCCUUCCGGCCCCGCGCGGGGAAGCUGAGGCCGCGCUCCCACCUCCCCUCGGCGCAGCCUCGCACCUCCCGCCGCGUCACCCGUCGUUGCUCCCGCUCCGCAACGGCCGCGGGGUUUGGGCCUACCCAGCGGUCGGGCCACCUCCGCCCUCUCCGCCGUGACGAAUCGGCGCCCGGCUGGCAAAUUACCCAAAUUCGGGGAGUUUUGAGGAAACGUAUGGGGCCUGAAAAAAUCCUUGAUUGUACUAAGCACCACCGCGUCCCCACUAGAAGACUUACUUUUCUAAAGAGAGUCGGUUGGGGCCUUGAAAGGAAUUAAGAAGAGUGUUGAAAGUGCGAGCGCGGAAGCUCCGGACGCGAGGGGCGGGGCGUGCGCGGGACAAAGGGAAGCGAGGCCGGAGCUGCGGGCGUUUUUUCUGCCCGCGGUGUCUCAGAUUCAUUCUUAAGGAACUGAGAACUUAAUCUUCCAAAAUGUCAAAAAGACCAUCUUAUGCCCCACCUCCCACCCCAGCUCCUGCAACACAAAUGCCCAGCACACCAGGGUUUGUGGGAUACAAUCCAUACAGUCAUCUCGCCUACAACAACUACAGGCUGGGAGGGAACCCGGGCACCAACAGCCGGGUCACGGCAUCCUCUGGUAUUACGAUUCCAAAACCCCCAAAGCCACCAGAUAAGCCGCUGAUGCCCUACAUGCGGUACAGCAGAAAGGUCUGGGACCAAGUAAAGGCUUCCAACCCUGACCUAAAGUUGUGGGAGAUUGGCAAGAUUAUUGGUGGCAUGUGGCGAGAUCUCACUGAUGAAGAAAAACAAGAAUAUUUAAACGAAUACGAAGCAGAAAAGAUAGAGUACAAUGAAUCUAUGAAGGCCUAUCAUAAUUCCCCCGCAUACCUUGCUUACAUAAAUGCAAAAAGUCGUGCAGAAGCUGCUUUAGAGGAAGAAAGUCGACAGAGACAGUCUCGCAUGGAGAAAGGAGAACCUUACAUGAGCAUUCAGCCUGCUGAAGAUCCAGAUGAUUAUGAUGAUGGCUUUUCAAUGAAGCAUACAGCUACCGCCCGUUUCCAGAGAAACCACCGCCUCAUCAGUGAAAUCCUUAGUGAGAGUGUGGUGCCAGACGUUCGGUCUGUUGUCACAACAGCUAGAAUGCAGGUCCUCAAACGACAGGUCCAGUCCUUAAUGGUUCAUCAGCGAAAACUAGAAGCUGAACUUCUUCAAAUAGAGGAGCGACACCAAGAAAAGAAGAGGAAAUUCCUGGAAAGCACAGAUUCAUUUAACAAUGAACUUAAAAGGUUGUGUGGUUUGAAAGUAGAAGUGGAUAUGGAAAAAAUUGCAGCUGAAAUUGCACAGGCCGAGGAACAGGCUCGCAAAAGGCAGGAGGAAAGGGAGAAGGAGGCCGCAGAGCAAGCUGAGCGAGGCCAGAGCAGUACUGUUCCCGAGGAGGAGCCGGCGGCUAGUAAGACCCAAGAAAAGAAGGAAGACGAGAGCAUUCCGAUGGAGACAGAGGAGACACGCCUUGAAGAAACGACGGAAAGCCAGCAGAAUGGUGAAGAAGGCACGUCUACUCCUGAGGACAAGGAGAGCGGGCAGGAGGGGGUGGACAGUCUGGCAGAGGAAGGGACCAGUGAUAGUAACACUGGCUCAGAGAGCAACAGUGCAACCGUGGAGGAAGCACCAACAGACCCCGUACCAGAAGACGGGAAAAAAGAAUAAAUGUUGCCUUGUUUUAUGUGUUCUAAAUACUUUUUUAAAUGAAAAAAUGUUUUUUGAGUUUUAA
This is a messenger RNA of Balaenoptera ricei (Rice's whale), 1797 nucleotides long. It is a transcript of the gene SMARCE1, whose product is annotated as SWI/SNF related, matrix associated, actin dependent regulator of chromatin, subfamily e, member 1. The transcript has 11 exons. NCBI's taxonomy places the organism in Eukaryota, Metazoa, Chordata, Mammalia, Artiodactyla, Balaenopteridae. The coding region runs from base 498 to 1733 and encodes 411 amino acids. Gene Ontology annotation, biological process: negative regulation of DNA-templated transcription. Gene Ontology annotation, molecular function: nuclear receptor binding; nucleosomal DNA binding. Gene Ontology annotation, cellular component: SWI/SNF complex. The record is from RefSeq and is a predicted model, not a curated record.